AUGAGCUCCAGGAGGUUGACGACUGAAGAAGCUUUAUCACUGCUUUUCAACUGGGAUAGUGAUGAAGAAGAAGAUGUUUCAGAGACUGAGGAUCUUUCAGAGGCCGAGGACAAUGUUAUUGAUGAUCCAGACUGCCAAUUUUCAGACGAGGAGGAGGAUUCUGAGGAGGAGUGUGCCGCCAUCUCUACAUCAAAUGAAAACCAAGGAAUGCAGCAAUCAUCAUCCACUGAGGAGACAUGGACAUCUAAAGAUGAAAGGAUCAUACUGGACAUGACUAACCUGGAAGGGAGGCGUGUAUUUCAAGAGAAGUGGAAGCCACUGGAUCAGACUGACUUGCAUGCUUAUAUUGGAAUUCUGAUAUUAGCUGGAGUAUACAGGUCCAAGGGAGAAGCAACUGCAAGUCUAUGGAAUGAAGAGAAUGGAAGGCCAAUCUUUCGAGCAACAAUGUCUUUGGAGACAUUUCUCAAGAUAUCUCAUGUGAUCAGAUCUGACAACCGUGAAACCAGAGCUGGUCGACGUGAAAGAGACAAACUUGCUGCAAUCAGAGAUGUAUGGGAUAAAUGGGUGGAAAUUCUACCUUUGUUGUACAACCCUGGUCCCCACGUUACUGUUGAUGAGCGCCUUGUCCCAUUCAGGGGUCGCUGUCCUUUCCGACAGUAUAUGCCCAACAAGCCGGCCAAGUAUGGCAUCAAAAUAUGGGCAGCCUGUGAUGCAAAAUCUAGCUAUGCAUGGAAUAUGCAAGUAUACACUGGAAAGCUACCUGGAGGAGCAUCUGAGAAGAAUCAGGGGAUGCGUGUGGUGCUGCAGAUGAGUGAAGGGCUGCAAGGGCAUAACAUCACCUGUGACAAUUUCUUUACAUCCUACUCAACUUCCAAGCUCAAGGCAUCAGAGCAGAAACUGAGCAUGGCUCAGGAGGAGCUGGACAAGGAGAAGAUGAAGGUUUCACCUGCGAUGAACAUGGACACUGGAGAAAAGGACUGCCUGAUUUGGGGCCAGUACCAGGACAGACUGAACAUUGAACAGCAGCAAGGGUGGCAAACAGAUUGA
Oreochromis niloticus (Nile tilapia) is the source of this 1047-nucleotide messenger RNA. RefSeq names its product piggyBac transposable element-derived protein 4-like. NCBI's taxonomy places the organism in Eukaryota, Metazoa, Chordata, Actinopteri, Cichliformes, Cichlidae. The transcript has 3 exons. The record is from RefSeq and is a predicted model, not a curated record. Bases 1 to 1047 code for a protein of 348 amino acids.